Molecule: messenger RNA, 313 nt
Organism: Staurois parvus
Lineage: Eukaryota; Metazoa; Chordata; Amphibia; Anura; Ranidae
Source: the annotation of a GenBank genome assembly
AUGAAUGGCACCCCCAUGCAUCUGUUACACAUUCUGUGGUGUUAAGUGCAUGUUAUAUGACUAUUGGAAAGUGCCUCAUUGAGAAACAUUACUCUCUUCUGCACAGUGGCGGACUGACAACUCAUGGGGCCCCCGGGCAAUAAGGGAUCAUGGGACCUCUGUGUCCUUGCCCAAACUCAAAAAAGCCUAUGAAAAAUGGUACCAGGGGCAUCUCAUGGGGCCCCCUACUAACCCCGGGUACUCGGGCAGCGCCCGAGUUUCCAAAUGGUCAGUCCGCCCCUGCUUCUGCAUGAAGAAAUGAAUAAACUUCAAC